Trichoderma aggressivum f. europaeum is the source of this 765-nucleotide messenger RNA. RefSeq lists its product as uncharacterized. The record is from RefSeq and is a predicted model, not a curated record. Bases 1 to 765 code for a protein of 254 amino acids. Gene Ontology annotation, cellular component: cytoplasm. NCBI's taxonomy places the organism in Eukaryota, Fungi, Ascomycota, Sordariomycetes, Hypocreales, Hypocreaceae. The transcript is spliced from 2 exons.
AUGGCACCACCAAAACACUUAAUCAUCGUCUGUUGCCACGGCAUCUGGACCGGCGGCCCAUCAAAUGGCGCCAAUGAAGACGAAUGGCUAAUCGCCGAUUUUCAGCGCGGCGAAACGGACACGUUUAUUGAGCACAUUAAAGCAGGCGUCCGAUGCCUUGCCCAGGACUACGACAAUGCCGUGCUCGCAGUUUCGGGCGGCCCAACACGAAAAGAAACAACUUUGAGUGAGGCCCAAAGCUAUGCCAAUAUCGCCUCCGCCCACGGCUACUUCAACCUCAUCAACUCCUCGCAAGACUUGGUUAAUUCGUCCAAAAUGAUAAUAGAAGAUCGCGCAUUGGACUCUUACCACAAUGUACUCUUUAGCCUUACUCUAUUCUACGCUCGCUUCCAUGCUUGGCCUGCUUCUUUAACAAUUGUAUCCCACGCUUUCAAGAAGGUCCGACUCAUCGACGGUCAUUGCGCUGCUAUUGGAUUUCCUCUUAAAAAGACUGCAUUUGUUGGUAUUGAUCCGCCUGGAAUGGCGAGCGGCGAGAAUGAAACUGCGAUGAAGGGCGUGGGACAGGCGGUGGAUGACUGGAUAGCCGAUCCACAUGGUAGAGGAGAGAAGUUGGCGUGGAAGAGGGCGAGGAGGAAUCCGUGGGGAGUAUGGCAGGGUGUUUUUGAGGAGAAGAUUGGAAGGGAUGACUCUGCUAUAGGGAAAUUGGUGACUGAGGGUGCUGGCGAGAAGGAGACGUUGGUUGAAGAUGCACCACGGCCGUGGUAG